Messenger RNA from Sardina pilchardus (European sardine), 553 nucleotides. RefSeq names its product roundabout homolog 2-like. The transcript is spliced from 5 exons. Gene Ontology annotation, molecular function: axon guidance receptor activity. Lineage: Eukaryota; Metazoa; Chordata; Actinopteri; Clupeiformes; Clupeidae. The record is from RefSeq and is a predicted model, not a curated record. Gene Ontology annotation, cellular component: axon; neuronal cell body; plasma membrane. The coding region runs from base 56 to 553 and encodes 165 amino acids. Gene Ontology annotation, biological process: homophilic cell-cell adhesion; synapse organization.
GAUGACCGGAUUAAGAUUCGAGGAGGGAAGCUGAUGAUCUCCAACACCCGCAAGAAUGACGCUGGGCAUGUACGUGUGCGUGGGCACCAACAUGGUGGGCGAGAGGGACAGCGAGACCGCCCAGCUCACCGUGUUCGAGCGGCCCACGUUCCUGCGGCGGCCCAUCAACCAGGUGGUGCUGGAGGAGGAGUCGCUGGAGUUCCGCUGCCAGGUGCAGGGAGACCCGCAGCCGUCCGUCCGCUGGAGGAAGGACGACGUGGACAUCCCGCGCGGCAGGUACGACGUCAAGUUCGACAAGGAGGACUACCUGCUGAGGAUCAAGAAGGCGUCGGCGGGCGACGAGGGCACGUUCACCUGCGUGGCGGAGAACCGCGUGGGCAAGGUGGAGGCAUCGGCCACGCUCACCGUCAGGGUUCAAACGCUCAUCCCUGUUAAAGCUGUAAAGAUCAUUAAUGGUGAUGGAGCAGGUCCCAACAUCAGAGGAGCAGGAGAGGGAAAGACAGCCUCCCCAUACAGCACUCAGACACGGACCUUUCACUCCCAACAACAGUGA